Messenger RNA from Myiozetetes cayanensis, 3153 nucleotides. It is a transcript of the gene ATP1B3, whose product is annotated as ATPase Na+/K+ transporting subunit beta 3. The coding region runs from base 170 to 1012 and encodes 280 amino acids. The record is from RefSeq and is a predicted model, not a curated record. Gene Ontology annotation, cellular component: sodium:potassium-exchanging ATPase complex. Lineage: Eukaryota; Metazoa; Chordata; Aves; Passeriformes; Tyrannidae. Gene Ontology annotation, molecular function: ATPase activator activity. Gene Ontology annotation, biological process: intracellular sodium ion homeostasis; potassium ion import across plasma membrane; sodium ion export across plasma membrane. The transcript has 7 exons.
GCGGGGCCAGGCCUGAGGGGCGGUGCCGGGCCCCGCGCGCCGCCCCCGCCCGCUGUCCCGCCGGGCGCCGCGGCCGCGCUCACUCAGCGGCUGGAGCGGGCGGGCUGCGGCUCUCUCUGCCGGCAGCCUCCUCCGCCGGGUGCGCGACGCGGCCGCUGCUCGCCUCGCCAUGGCCAAGGAGACCAAGAAGCCGUUCCGCCAGAGCAUGGCCGAGUGGCGGCAGUUCAUCUACAACCCCAGCAGCGGCGAGUUCCUGGGGCGCACGGCCAAGAGCUGGGGAUUGAUCUUACUGUUCUAUCUGGUGUUCUAUGGCUUCCUAGCAGCACUCUUCACGUUCACAAUGUGGGUUAUGCUUCAGACCCUGAGCAGUGAUAUACCAAAAUAUCGGGACCGCAUCUCUAGUCCAGGACUUAUGAUUUCACCAAAGCCAGACACUGCAUUGGAAUUUUACUUUAACAAGAGUGACAGCCAGUCAUAUUCGGAAUAUGUUACCACACUUAAAAAUUUCCUUGAAUCAUACAAUGAUUCCAAGCAGUCCCAGAACAUAGACUGUGCUUCAGGGAAGAUUUUUGAGCAGAAUGAUGCUGCUGUUAAAAAGGCCUGUCGGUUCAACCUCUCUAAUCUGGGACAGUGCUCUGGAAAGGAAGAUCCGAAUUUUGGGUAUUCCAAAGGAACUCCCUGUGUGCUUGUGAAAAUGAACAGAAUAAUUGGAUUAAAGCCCGAAGGAGAACCACAUAUACAGUGCACACCCAAGGAUGAAGGCAUGGUUACUAUAAAUUAUUUUCCUCCUGAAGGCAGUAUAGACUUGAUGUACUUUCCAUACUAUGGGAAAAGCUUGCAUGCUCACUAUUUACAGCCUCUAGUGGCUGUUCAACUAACAAUUCACCCCAACAGUACCAAAGAAGAAAUAGCAAUUGAGUGUAAGAUCCUGGGCUCACCUAAUUUAAAAAACGAAGAUGACCGUGACAAGUUUCUGGGACGAAUUGCCUUCAAAGUUCAGAUGUCUGAAUAGCUGGGGGAAAUGUUCUCCACCAAGUCAAUGUUGUGUUGUCUGUUUUGUAUCAGCUGGACAUGCCAUCCUUAGGAUAUGAGACCACCUUGGAGAAUGGUGAGGUGGUUUGUGCCGUUCAGGGUAGCAUAAUAAUAUGCUUCCAAAUUGUAUGUUUAAAACUCCCUUAAAAUAAAUGCCUCUCCUGCUUUUGCCUGCCCCGUUGGAACAGUGUACAGACUAGAGUUAUGUCAUAGGGACCUGUAAAUAGCUGUUCUCAAACACAUAAUAAUGGUGACCUUUGUCCUGUUCUAAAACGUGGUUUUAUCCCCCCCCCCAAGUGAGUGUCUCAAGCUUAAUGUGCUGUGCUCUGUAAAUAUUGUACUGAUUUAACACUGGUUUAACUGUCAUAUCUCAAUGCUGACACAGUUAGAGGGGUAAAUAAUAAAUGGUACCUGACUGACCUAGUGAGUUCUUUGUGAGAGUAAACAUCUCCAGCGUAAAUGGUGUGUAUGGGAGUGGGUGGGUGGAUGGAUGGCUGAGUGGAGAUGCCUUAAAUUGUAGCCUGGGUGGCGUGGGAGAACUGAAAUGGAUUUUAAGAGUUGGUGUGGAUUGCUGAAAGUAAGUGCUCAACUUAAGUACUUCCUUGUGCUUGUCACUGUGCAAGUAUCGUGUCCAUGUAAUACUUGGUGUAGAGUUUGGUGUUCUAGCUGAGGAGUUGAAUCUUUCCUUUGUGUUGUUAAUUGCUUGUAAUAUGUGGAGCACAAAUAAAAUCUAUACAAUAUUUUAAAACUUUUUAGUUCAGAAAUAUCGAUAGAGAACAAUUAAAAGUUGUUUAGGGUCACGGUAACAGUUGUGCAACAGAGCUGCUUGAAAAAGUGGCUUCACUAUUGUGGGAAUAGGCUUUCAUUUUCCAAUUAAAAAGUUUCUUGAGGAACCUCUGUUUAAGGAAAAAAAAAAAGGAAAAAGAAAGGAUUGUCUGGAUUAAACAUUCCUGUUUAAUUUAUAUAUGUUUCGUUGCAUCAUUUUGACAUGUCUCACACCUUCAUCUGCUCCUUCAUCUUGGGCUUUGUGUGUAUUUCGUCAUCAUCCCUUUAGAAAAUUGGUGUCAUCAGCUGCUUCAUAGAAACAUCCUGUUGGCCUGCAGUGGAACUGCAGAUGCAGCUGCUAAAAUGCCUGGAACCAGCCUGGUUUAUUUGUGCCUGCUGCUCACAUUAAACCAGGCUGACCCUCCCCUGGGCCUGGACCCUGGGCAGCUGUGCUGACAUGGGAUUUAUGCCGCUCUUCCCCAGGGCUUCAGUUUGCUUUGCUCUUGGGGGGUGUUUUUUUGAGCACAUGGUCCACAUUCUGGUAUCUUGUUAAUAUUAAAGACCCCAGCAAAUCCGCAUUUGUGUAAAUACCUGUACGUUCUGCUAGCUAGGCCUGAAUUUGUUACUUAAUAGGCUUUUAUACCUAAUUGUUACAGUGGUUUUUAAUGUUUUAUUUAAACCAAUUAAAUGAAGAAUUUCUAAAAUUCAAGAUCCAGUCUUAAUGCCCUGCUUUAAAAAAGUUUGAGGCCAGUCUAAGCCACAUUAGUGAAAACCUUUUAACAGCUGUGCAAGUUUACACUGGUGCACAGCUGGAGGAAGCUGCUCUUAAUGGGACUUGAACAGUGUCUUAAACCUCAUUAAAAAUAGAUUUCUACUGAUCUGAUACCAUUCAGCAUGCUUUUUGUUGUCUACAGAAGAAAGUUGUUGUUCCUACAAUAUGCAAUGGGUAUUUUUGUAAUAAUGGCAUGCAUUAAUACUGAAUGAGAUGUUCUUUACAAAUAUUCCAUUACUGAUGUUUGAAAUGAUGCACUUUUGGGGCUGGGAUACCUGGCUCCUUGAAGAUAUGACUGAUUGCUUCUCCGUGUAUUAAUACUGCCUGGAAGUAUUUUAAUAGUUGUGAGGGAACUUAAAUGUAGAUGUUGCAUCUGACAAUGAAAAGGAUUCGCUUCAUGUAAAAACUUCUCACAUUUGUGUUCACUUAGGAAUGGUAAGAACUUCUGGACAAACACUCAGUUUUCCAAUGAGCUUGUUUUUUGCAACAGUUUCUCUUUUCUCUAUAUAGACAAAGCAUGAAAUGGCAACUCUUCACCAGCACUUUUCAGACAGGUAAAACUCAAUAAACUCCUGUUCUCCCUA